Messenger RNA from Linum tenue, 3181 nucleotides. The record is from the annotation of a GenBank genome assembly. Lineage: Eukaryota; Viridiplantae; Streptophyta; Magnoliopsida; Malpighiales; Linaceae.
CACUCCCCAUUUCGCUUCUCCUACUCUUCCCUAUUUUCCCUGUGGAGAGUAAAACCUUUCGCUCCUUCCUCUCUCGUCGGUUACCCAGAAUCUCGGGCGGUGGGAAUUCUAUCCUUCUUUUCCCGAUAUGGGUGCUUCCCUUCUGCCAGAUCUCGCUACCCAGAUACUGAUUCCGGUAUGCGGGGUCAUCGGAAUUGCCUUCGCCCUGUUCCAGUGGGUGCUGGUCUCGUCGGUCAAGAUGUCUGCCGGCGGCGGCAGGGAUGCGGCCAGCAAGAACGGCAACACCGACUACCUGAUUGAGGAGGAGGAAGGGGUGAAUGACCACAGCGUCGUCGCCAAAUGUGCUGAGAUUCAGAACGCCAUUUCCGAGGUUUUUGGGUGCUCCGAGUUUUCCUUUGGGGUUGGUGGAAAUCUUACGGGAUAUAUGCUAGAUCUGGGAGCCGUAUCUGCUUUAUGAAUUGUGACGCGUGCUCUCGAUGAGCCUGAUUGCCCUUUUGGAUAACCCAUAGCUUCCUCUUUCCUUCGCAUUCCUCUUUUUCUCCAUUGGUCAACCUCUUUCUUAUUCACUAUGUACAAGUAUGUUGGCAUCUUCAUGGUUGCCUUCGCUGUCCUCAUUUUUGUGUUCUUGGGAUCCGUUGAUGGAUUCAGCACAAGUCACCAGGUUUGCACCUACGACGCAACCAAGAUGUGCAAGCCUGCCCUGGCUACUGCUGCUUUCAGUACCAUAUCUUUCUUGCUCGGGGCUGUGACCUCUGUGGUUUCUGGGUUCCUUGGGAUGAAGAUUGCCACCUAUGCAAAUGCUAGGACAACUCUCGAGGCAAGGAAAGGAGUAGGGAAGGCUUUCAUUGUGGCCUUCAGAUCUGGUGCAGUCAUGGGUUUCCUCUUGGCUGCAAAUGGUCUAGUGGUUCUUUACAUUACCAUCAACCUCUUCAAGCUUUACUAUGGAGAUGACUGGGGUGGUCUUUUCGAAGCUAUUACUGGUUAUGGUCUUGGGGGGUCUUCCAUGGCUCUCUUCGGUAGAGUUGGUGGUGGAAUCUACACCAAAGCUGCUGAUGUUGGUGCUGAUCUUGUGGGAAAAGUUGAGAGGAACAUUCCUGAGGACGACCCCAGAAAUCCAGCUGUGAUUGCUGACAAUGUGGGUGACAAUGUUGGUGAUAUUGCUGGUAUGGGAUCCGAUCUUUUCGGUUCAUAUGCCGAGUCUUCAUGUGCUGCCCUGGUGGUUGCGUCCAUCUCAUCUUUUGGGAUUAACCACGAGUUCACAGCUAUGCUUUACCCACUCAUUAUCAGUGCAGUAGGAAUCCUUGUUUGCUUGAUCACCACUUUGUUUGCCACUGAUUUCUUUGAGAUCAAGGCUGUGAAAGAAAUCGAGCCAGCUCUGAAAAAGCAGCUUGUCAUCUCAACUGUUCUCAUGACUGUUGGGAUUGCCGUUGUUAGCUGGGUCGCUCUUCCAGCUUCCUUCACUAUCUUCAAUUUCGGAACACAGAAGGAUGUGACGAACUGGCAACUGUUCUUGUGUGUUGCUGUUGGUCUAUGGGCUGGACUUAUUAUUGGAUUUGUGACCGAGUACUACACCAGCAAUGCAUACAGCCCUGUUCAAGACGUUGCAGAUUCUUGCAGAACUGGAGCUGCCACUAAUGUCAUUUUCGGGCUUGCAUUGGGAUACAAAUCUGUCAUCAUCCCCAUCUUUGCCAUCGCAAUUAGCAUUUUUGUUAGUUUCAGCUUUGCUGCUAUGUACGGCAUUGCAGUAGCUGCACUUGGAAUGUUGAGCACCAUCGCCACUGGAUUGGCCAUUGAUGCUUAUGGUCCCAUUAGUGACAAUGCUGGAGGUAUCGCUGAGAUGGCAGGAAUGAGUCACAGAAUCCGAGAGAGAACUGAUGCCCUCGAUGCUGCAGGAAACACCACUGCUGCUAUUGGCAAGGGUUUCGCUAUUGGUUCUGCUGCCCUCGUCUCGCUGGCACUCUUUGGUGCCUUUGUCAGCCGUGCAUCCAUCACAACUGUCGAUGUGUUGACACCGAAAGUAUUUAUUGGCUUGAUUGUCGGAGCUAUGCUUCCAUACUGGUUCUCUGCUAUGACGAUGAAGUCUGUUGGAAGUGCAGCAUUGAAGAUGGUUGAGGAAGUUCGCAGGCAAUUCAACACCAUCCCUGGACUAAUGGAAGGCACUGCUAAGCCUGACUAUGCCACCUGUGUCAAGAUCUCCACCGAUGCCUCCAUCAAGGAAAUGAUUCCACCUGGUGCCCUUGUCAUGCUCACUCCUCUAAUCGUCGGCAUCUUCUUUGGCGUGGAAACCCUCUCCGGUGUCCUUGCUGGAUCUCUCGUGUCUGGUGUGCAGAUUGCUAUCUCUGCAUCGAACACUGGCGGUGCAUGGGACAAUGCCAAGAAGUACAUUGAGGCUGGUGCAUCAGACCACGCAAGAUCACUCGGUCCGAAAGGAUCAGACCCACACAAGGCAGCAGUCAUUGGUGACACCAUCGGAGACCCGUUGAAGGACACAUCCGGACCAUCGCUCAACAUCCUCAUCAAGCUCAUGGCUGUCGAGUCCCUUGUCUUUGCCCCAUUCUUCGCCACUCACGGUGGCCUGCUCUUCAAGAUAUGAGGAGUAUCCCAUUGAUGGCGAAGUAUCCAACCAGAGGAGCAUCAAGAUGCUUGCUGUCUGGCUUCCUUCUUUUUACCCUCAUCCUCUUCCCCCAAAAACCCCCAUCCUCCACCCUCCAAUGGCCUUCUUUUCUCAGAUAGUUCAGUUUAUAUGUAGUCUGUAGCUUUUGUUCAUGGUCUUUGAUAACGACGAAGAUAGAUAUGGUGAGGAGAAGAACAUUGUCGGUGAUGGUGAAUCCUCGAGGCCAAGGCGAAAAAGAGAGUUGUGACUUGUAGUUUUAUAUGUUUCUUCAUUAGCAAGCAAAAAACAUUUACAUUUUUCGUGUAAUCCCCAGUGUCUUAUUCAUCUUUCGAGUUCUUUUACAGUGAGCUUCUUUUGGUCUCUGCAACUUUUCUUUCUCUAUUUGAGCCGUGUGAGUGUCAUCGCCGUUUCAUACAGGGUUCUCUUUCCUUGUGUUUGUUUAUACGGUUAUCGUUUCAUAUAGGAUUCUAUAUAGUCCGGAUUUUUAUCGACAUAUUGAAGGUCAAAAUGGCAUAAGCUCCUUGUGACCUAAAAGAGUUAAAUCACUAUUUAAUCUCAAAAAGAAAA